Molecule: messenger RNA, 885 nt
Organism: Rhodotorula toruloides NP11
Lineage: Eukaryota; Fungi; Basidiomycota; Microbotryomycetes; Sporidiobolales; Sporidiobolaceae
Product: 3-oxoacyl-[acyl-carrier protein] reductase
Exons: 10
Coding region: 1-885 (294 amino acids)
Molecular function (GO): oxidoreductase activity
Source: RefSeq, a predicted model, not a curated record
AUGUCCGCCCAGAACCGCCUCCAACAAGUCCAGGGCCAGCUCUCCGCCUCGCACCCCAAGGGCCUCCUCGCCGGUGAGGUCGCAGUCAUCACUGGCGCCGCCCAGGGUAUCGGCCGCUCGUGCGCCCUCCUCUUCGCCGCCGAGGGAGCCAAGGUCGUCGUCUCGGACCUCGAUGGCUCCAAGGCCCAGAAGGUCGUCGACGAGAUCAAGCAGAACGGCGGAGAGGUCAUCGUCGUUGCGGGAGACGUUACCGCCGAUGACUUUGCCAAGAAGCUGAUCGAGCAGACUGUUGCCGCCUUCGGCACCGUCGACCACAUCGUCAACAACGCCGGCUUCACCUCUGACAAGAUGCUCCACACGAUGACGGACGACAACUACGAGUUGAUGCUCAAGGUCCACAACGUCGCGCCCUUCAAGAUCAUCCGCGAAGCCGCGCCGUACCUCCGCUCCAAGGACCCCAAGCGCGCAAAGGCCAACCGCUCGAUCGUCAACGUCUCUUCCGUCGCGGGUCUGCAUGGAAAUGUUGGACAGACUAACUACGCGACUGCGAAGGCUGGUGUUAUCGGCUUGACCAAGACUGUCGCAAAGGAGUGGGGACCCUUCGGCGUCCGCGCCAACACCGUCGCCUUCGGCCACAUCCUCACCCGCCUGACGCAAGCAAAGGAGCUCGGCGAGACUAUCGAAGUGAACGGAAAGAAGAUCGCGCUUGGGAUCCCUACCGGCGGCAAGAAGAAGGACGACAAGCCCGAGUCGUACCCUCACAUCCCCUUGAACCGCCCUGGAACCGCUGAGGAGGCCGCGAAGGCAGUCUUGUUCUUGUGCUCCCCGCUCGCCGCCUAUAUCUCGGGCCACACGCUUGAGACCACUGGAGGUAUGGGAAUCUGA